UUACAGAUGUUCAGUAUCAAGAAGCUAAAGGCUUCCAAGCCCAAACCCUACUCCAACCCUCUUAGGGUUAGGAUAUUUGGAUCAUCAAACCCUUCCAAAUACAUGACAGCAGAUGGCAGAGAGAGGAAGUCGGUCACGUUGGGUGCGGCUGAUCAAGAGGACGCUAUCAAAAUUGUCCUAUACGAUUUGAGUAAACUUACUUCUGUGAAGGACCAAGACAGUGUCCUGUUGACUAAUUAUGUCUACAAAAUAGACCCGUGCCCUUGCAUUAUUCUAACAACUGUCAGCAAGGUCAUGAAGACUUUACUGAUUAAUGUACCACCACAUCUGCAGGCAACAGCGAAAUCGAUUGCCAACUCCUUGCCUGCAAAGUCUGUUGCCAUAAGAGAUGUCAAAACAUCUCCUGUGAAGACAAUGGUGACAAUUAAAGGAAGAGUGACUUCGGAAGAGAUGGUACGCACCGUACAAGUUAGAGGAUCUGACGUUGAGGUCCGAAACAUAAGAGUAAAUGAUGGCACGGAGGAAAUUAAGGUGUCCCUAUGGAGGGAAUUGGUCUCUAUGUGCAAGGUUGGGGAGUACUUGGAAUUUUCAAAUGUUGUAACUUCAUCGUACCAGGAGGAGGUGUCUGUUUCGACCACUCAAAGAACCACGAUUCAACCAUGUGAAGCACCACCAAGUGUGAUGGAAGGAAAAUUAAUUGCCUUCGAAAAGAAAGAGACCAUGUACUCACUGAUGAUAGGAAAUGAGAGGAAUAAGGUUUAA
Saccostrea echinata is the source of this 762-nucleotide messenger RNA. RefSeq lists its product as uncharacterized. The transcript is spliced from 4 exons. The record is from RefSeq and is a predicted model, not a curated record. Bases 7 to 762 code for a protein of 251 amino acids. NCBI's taxonomy places the organism in Eukaryota, Metazoa, Mollusca, Bivalvia, Ostreida, Ostreidae.